AUGGAGCCCACUGAGAGAGCACUGAUCACAGUGACAGAGACUGUGCUGUUUCUGGUUCAGUACACGUCCAAGGAGUUUGACCGUUUAGAGAAGACAGUGGCCACCGGAGACUGCUGUUACCUCAACCCACUGGUACGCAGAACAUUCCGCUUCCUCGGAGUCUACACCUUUGGCCUCUUCACUGUUGACAUCUUUGUCAACGCAGGGCAGGUAGUGACAGGAAACCUGGCACCGUACUUCCUGACUGUCUGUAAGCCAAACUACACAGCACUGGGUUGCCAGCAGGCCCUGCGCUACAUCAGCCACCAGGAGGCCUGCACAGGAAACCAGGACGACAUCCUACGUGCCCGCAAGACUUUCCCAUCCAAAGAGGCUGCGCUUAGCGUCUAUGCUGCACUCUACCUAGCUUCUGUGUCGCUUGCUGUUCCCAACAGUAACCCACAGGGCGCCUGGUAG
This is a messenger RNA of Maylandia zebra (zebra mbuna), 456 nucleotides long. The record is from RefSeq and is a predicted model, not a curated record. NCBI's taxonomy places the organism in Eukaryota, Metazoa, Chordata, Actinopteri, Cichliformes, Cichlidae.